CAUGCCUGUGCCGAGGACUGAGAAAGAGAUCAGGGGUUUUCUAGGCAGGUUACAGUAUAUUAGUCGUUUCAUAGCCAGAUUGACAGACGUAUGUGAGCCCAUCUUUCGUCUUUUGAGGAAGAAUCAGCCAACGGUUUGGAAUGACGACUGCCAGAUUGCAUUUGAGAAGAUCAAGGAGUAUUUGCUUUCUCCUCCUAUUUUAGUGCCUCCUAUGCCAGGACGUCCAUUUCUUCUGUAUUUGUCAGUUUCAGACAUGGCCUUGGGAUGCAUGCUAGCUCAGCUUGAUGACUCCGGGAAAGAGCGAGCGAUUUACUAUUUGAGUAAGAGGAUGCUGGAGUAUGAGAUGAGAUAUGUUAUGAUUGAGCGCAUGUGUUUAACGUUAGUUUGGGCUACUAGGAGAUUGAGGCACUACAUGACUGAGUAUUCGGUGUGCUUGAUUUCUCGGUUAGAUCCUUUGAGGUAUCUGUUUGAUAGACCUGCAUUGACUGGUAGAUUGAUGAGAUGGCUCGUACUCCUGACAGAGUUUGAUAUUCAGUACGUUUCUCAGAAGUCUAUUAAGGGAAGUAUUGUUGCCGAUCAUUUGGCUUCAUUGCCGAUAUCUGAGGGUAGACCAGUUGAUGAUGAUUUUCCAGAUGAGGAGUUCAUUGCCAUGACUAGCUUAUCAGGUUGGCGCAUGUACUUCGAUGGUGCAGCCAAUCAGUCAGGGUAUGGGAUAGGUGUUCUAUUGGUAUCCCCUCAGGGUGAUCAUAUUCCAAGGUCCGUUCGUUUGGCAUUCUCUGAUCGACAUCCUGCCACGAAUAACAUAGUUGAGUAUGAGGCUUGUAUCCUUGGUUUAGAGACUGCACUGGAGCUUGACAUUAGACAGAUGGAGGUAUUUGGUGACUCCAAUCUAGUACUCAGGCAGAUUCAGGGAGAUUGGAAGACCAGGGAUGUGAAGCUUAGGCCAUAUCAUGCUUAUUUAGAGUUGUUGGUUAUGAGAUUUGAUGACUUGAGAUAUGUUCAUCUGCCUAGAGCGCAAAACCGAUUUGCUGACACCUUAGCUACCUUAGCUUCCUCCGUAGACAUUCCGAUUGAUGUAGUCAUACGUCCAUUGCUGAUUGAGUUGAGGUCUGCACCCGCCUAUUGUUGUUUGAUUGGAGAGACAGAGGUCCAGGAUGACCUACCUUGGUAUCAUGACAUUUAUCAGUUCCUUAGAUCUGGCACAUACCCUGAGGUAGCCACUACCAAGGAUCGGAGAGCACUGAGGAAUUUGGCCACUAGAUUUGUGAUUUGUGGAGAUACCUUAUACAGGCGAUCAGCUGAUGGUAUGCUUCUAUUAUGUUUAGAUCGAGCCUCUACAGAUCGAGUGAUGAGAGAGGUUCAUGCAGGAGUUUGUGGUCCGCAUAUGGGAGGACACAUGCUAGCUCGUAAGAUUAUGAGGACGGGUUACUUCUGGUUGACUAUGGAGACAGAUUGUUGUCAGUUUGUUCAGAAAUGCCCAGAGUGUCAGAUUCAUGGUGAUCUCAUUCAUGCACCGCCGUCAGAGUUACACGCUUUAACCUCGCCAUGGCCAUUUUCAGUAUAGGGCAUUGAUAUUAUUAGGAAGGUUUCACCAAAAUCGUCCAGUGGUCAUGAGUUCAUCCUAGUUGCCAUAGAUUAUUUCACCAAGUGGGCGGAAGCCGCAUCAUAUGCGAGGUUGACAUCUGCUAGGGUUGCCAGUUUUAUCAGAUCACACAUCAUUUGCCGCUAUGGGGUUCCUCAUGAGUUGAUUUCCGACAGAGGGGUGCAUUUCCGAGCUGAUGUAGAUACUUUGUUGCGGAAGUAUGCUAUCCGACAUCAUAGAUCUUCAGCAUAUAGGCCACAGACCAAUGGGGCAGUAGAGGCUGCAAACAAGAAUAUUAAGAGGAUUUUGAGGAAAAUGGUUGAGACUUCU
Molecule: messenger RNA, 1912 nt
Organism: Vitis vinifera (wine grape)
Lineage: Eukaryota; Viridiplantae; Streptophyta; Magnoliopsida; Vitales; Vitaceae
Exons: 1
Coding region: 2-1564 (520 amino acids)
Molecular function (GO): nucleic acid binding; RNA-DNA hybrid ribonuclease activity
Source: RefSeq, a predicted model, not a curated record